AUGGGCGCACGUGUCUACUCUCUGCGCAUCGGGCAGAUUUCCGGUCACUUCCAGAGGGGUCUGUGGGGUGAUUCGGACGCGAUGCCGCUGCUUGUCCGGUCUGCCCUGACGCUGAAGGCAUUGCCGCCUAGGAUGGACGCGGCGUGCUCCUGGUUGCCUGUGGAUCAGCUCGCUCAGUGCAUCCUCGAGAUUGCCGGAUCAUGCCUCACGAGAGCGGAGCCGGCGAUUCGCGACGGCAUCGACAGCUCUGCGAAUGGUCGCGUCGAAAACCUACACCGGAAAUGA
Messenger RNA from Aspergillus melleus, 285 nucleotides. RefSeq lists its product as uncharacterized. NCBI's taxonomy places the organism in Eukaryota, Fungi, Ascomycota, Eurotiomycetes, Eurotiales, Aspergillaceae. The record is from RefSeq and is a predicted model, not a curated record. The coding region runs from base 1 to 285 and encodes 94 amino acids. The transcript has a single exon.